AUGGAAAUCAAGGAGGCCUACGACCCCAGUAACCCUGCAAACUUUGGGCUCAUCCAGCACCAGCAGGGUUUUGAUGUGAAAGUUAUUGACGUUAACAGGACAUGCAAAGUCACAAAGGGAGGACAAAUAGCAAAAUUCACAGCGCUAUUGGCCACUGGAAAUUACAAUGGUGUUGUUGGCUUCAGCAUGAAAGCUAAAGGCCCAACAGCCAAGAUUGCAAUACAGAGGAUAUACCUCUGGCCUGGACCAAUGAGGAGUGGAAUGUCUGCUGCUGGUAGGACUGUUGAGACUGUGCUGUACUUGGCUGGUUUCAGCAACGUCAAGACAAAGAUUAUUGGAUCAAGGAACCCACUUAAUGUGAUUAAAGCUCUCUUCAUAGCUUUGAAUGCUGUAUAUUGA
Miscanthus lutarioriparius is the source of this 399-nucleotide messenger RNA. NCBI's taxonomy places the organism in Eukaryota, Viridiplantae, Streptophyta, Magnoliopsida, Poales, Poaceae. The record is from the annotation of a GenBank genome assembly.